Penicillium egyptiacum is the source of this 2052-nucleotide messenger RNA. The record is from the annotation of a GenBank genome assembly. Lineage: Eukaryota; Fungi; Ascomycota; Eurotiomycetes; Eurotiales; Aspergillaceae.
AUGGCCGAGAUCUUGAUUAACGGAAACCGUUUGGACCCUGAGACACAACGCCCGGCGCUUCGUGCUUUCGGUCUUGAGUCAGCAGACGCCUCCAAGUCGGACUACAUCCUGGUGCAGUCCAUCGAGCCUCUAUCGAAUGAGCAAGAGGAUGAGCUCGAGAAGCUAGGUGUAAAAAUCCAGGAGUAUGUCUCAAGGAACACCUACCUUUGCGGAUUUAAGGACACGGAUCUUCAGCGCAUCCGCAAUCUUCCGUAUCUCUCCUGGGUCAAUGUCUAUCUAGACCUGUUUGUUGUCCAGUCAAACCUGAAGACUCCUGCCGGAGUUAUGGAGGUGUUCCCGACUGUGCCCAAAGACCGGACGACCCAAGCGGUAGACGUCCUCCUUCAUAAGGACGUGGAGGCAAGCUCUCCACAAGUUCUGUCGGCCGUUGCCGCAGCUGGGCAUGCUGAUCCGGAAGCAUUAGGUGCGGGACCAAAAAAGAUCCGGCUUAAUGUUGAAAGUCAAUACCUGGAUGCUCUUGCGGCCAUUGACCAAGUCAGGCGCAUUCAGCCAGUUUAUCCCCCACGGCUCUUCAACAGCCGGGCGAUGAAGAUCCUCGGUGCCCCUGUCCAAGUCAAUGGUACCCAGUACGAUGGUGAUGGACAGGUGGUAGCUGUUGCGGAUACUGGAUUCGAUACAGGCUGUGCCACUGACGCCCAUGCUGCCUUCAAGGGCCGAGUCAGGCAGCUGUAUGCCCUAGGACGACUCCGAAAGUCAGACGAUCCAGACGGCCAUGGGACUCACGUCUGCGGGUCUGUUCUUGGAGAUGGGUACUCUGCCAAGAUGGGUGGACAGAUCCGUGGCGCAGCACCAAAGGCUAACCUUGUGGUGCAAUCUCUCCUCGACCAAUCCAAUGGUCUUGGUGGGGUCCCAAUGGACAUUGACCGGCUUUUCUCUCUUCCAUACCAGAAUGAUGGUGCUCGCAUUCAUACAAACUCAUGGGGAUCAUCUUCACCUGACAUGAGGCAGCUGUCAUAUAAUCCUUCCAGUGAAGGCAUCGACAACUUCGUCUGGGAGCAUCAGGACAUGGUGAUCCUCUUUGCUGGCGGAAACGACGGCAUCGACGCGGACAGGAACGGAAUUAUUGACCCCAGGCAGAUAGGCGCCGAGGCAGCCGCGAAGAACUGUAUCACCGUGGGAGCAAGCGAGAACUAUCGCCCGGAGGUUUCCAUCCCAUAUGGGGCCCGAUGGCCCAAGGGCCCCAUUAGCAAAGAUCUGAUGGCAGACAAUCCUGAAGGCCUGGCAGCCUUCAGUAGCCGCGGGCCUACUCUGGAAGGACGGAUUAAACCCGAUGUCGUUGCACCUGGAACUGCAAUCCUCUCAACCCGGUCUAGACACCUAGUUCGUGCGGAAGAUAGCUUUGGCGAGAGUUUGGAUCCCGAGUGGUGGUUUUUAGCUGGCACCAGUAUGGCCACACCUCUGGUGGCUGGAUGCACUGCUGUCCUGAGAGAGACGCUGGUUAAAAAUGGAACCCAGAAGCCCAGUGCAGCCCUUGUCAAGGCGCUAUUGAUCAAUGGAACCGUUGAACUAACGGGACAAUAUGUUCCAACGGAAGCUGGUCCAUCGCCCAACGGCAACAGCGGCUAUGGACGCGUGAAUCUGACCAACUCGGUAAUCCUGUCCAAUCAAUCCGACGGUGGAUAUCGCGAGGGAGGACCCCUCUCGCAAGGCGCGAGCGACGAGAUGGUGGUGAAUAUCCCAACUAGGCAACGGCCCGAGGGCACGGUGCUGAAGGUAACCCUGGUCUGGACAGAUCCACCUGGCGAGACGCUUCAGAAUGAUCUGGACUUGAUUGUUGUCGGACCAGGUGGGAAGGAAAAGCAUGGGAACAUGGACGACAAGACAGGGUUCGACCGGUCCAACAAUGUCGAACAGGUGGUGUGGACCAAUCUUCCUGCUGGGAACGUGAAAAUCAUCGUGCGUGCGUAUCGCAUCUUUCAACGCGGUUAUGCUCAGCCCUACGCCCUGGUCUGGAGUAUUAACCGUCCGCCCAAGCAGGAGCUGGUGAAGUGA